CAUCAGCCCGAUACGCGGCCGCGCGCCCACGUCCGUGAUUAACCCUGAUUUCGCGGUCGCGUCCGCGUCCUUGGCCCGGGAGCCAGCUCCCGCGUUCCCGACGCCGAAAAAGUCGUCACCACGCACGGCCAUGUUUGUCGAGGCGAUAGCGUGUUCCUUUCCGCGCGCGGAUGCUCACGUCGCAUCCGAUGGCGGUCGCGCGAUUCCCUGAUCGACACCUCAUCAAGCGAUCAAGCUACGUCGCGCCUCUCCGCGAGGGGAGGAGGGUACAGCUGGAAACGCAUACGUCGCCGAGCGCACGUGUGGGAUCCCCGCUGCUGUUGCGUUCUUCGCCUUCACGCGUCGCCGAUGCCCGAUACGGUCGGCUCGUUCGCUCGCGAGAUGCGGCCUCGAUAUCGGCCGUAUCCCACGCGCGAUCGCACGUGGACCGCGCGAUCGCACGUGGACCCCGCGAAACGCGACGAUCGAGUCCGCGGCUCGCGCUGACUCUUCGCCGUCGAGUUUCGCGGCUCCCACGAGUCGCGUUUGAGCCUCAAUUAUUCCACGAAUUUCCUGCAUUGUUAACGAAACGAUUUCGAUAACACGAUUUCGAUAUGGCGAUACGAUAUCACCGUAAGAAUUUAUCAUGGAGCAACUCAGCGAAGGACAAGCAGUUGUUGUUGGCGGAGCUGGGGGAACUGUACAAGUCGUUCAGAUGGGCCAAGGUGGACAGACUAUGAUGCUUCCGCAGGCUAUACAGGUAGCGGCACCAAACGGACAGAUUCAAGUAGUUCCCGUCUCUAGUCUGACUAAUACGGGUCAGCAAAUAGUUAUUCAACAGCCACAGACACCACAGAUUAUUCAAACUCCCGAUGGACAGACUUAUAUUUAUCAACCAGUACAAUUAGAAGGUCAAGUUCAACAACCACAACCUACAGUAAUAAAUCUCAAUGGCAAUCUCAUGCAAAUUGCUGGCACAACGUCACAAGCUACAACUACCGCAGCUACCACUACUCCAGUACAACCUUUGGGUAGUCCUACAUCGACGAUGUCACAAACCGGAAAUGUUGUUAUGAUGGUACAACCAAGCAAUAAUGGACAAACACAAACGUUUCAAAGAGUAGCAUUGCCUCAUGCAGAACUUCUUGAGGAAGAGCCACUGUAUGUGAAUGCAAAACAAUACAGACGGAUAUUAAAGCGUCGUCAAGCGCGUGCUAAAUUAGAAGCUGAAGGAAAGAUACCUAAGGAAAGGCCGAAAUAUCUCCACGAAUCUCGUCAUCGACAUGCGAUGAACAGAAUUCGUGGCGAAGGCGGCCGUUUCCAUUCUGGUCAAGUGAAAAAGCGGAAUAGAGGAAAUGUAAACUCCACGAUUACUCAGCACAUCACAACUUCAACCAGCACCGAUAGCGUUCAUACUGUAGCAAUAGCAGCCGCAAAUGUAGGUGUACAAUAUCACGACACAGACAAUAUGGCAUCCACAAUUGUACUUGAAAAACCAAAUAUUCCUCUGCAAGACAUGAUCUCUGAUGACGACAUUGUUACUUCAAACAAUCAUUUGAUAUAGAUAAUAAAAUAAAUUGGAUCAAAAGAAAAAUAAGCAUAACAGGCAAUGAUCGAUUUUCCAGUCGUGUAUUCAGAUACUGCUUGUAUGGACCGUUCAAGAUGUUCAAAGGUGAUCGAUACUUGGGUAACGGUCUGUAUCCAAUUGGCCUUUCACCUUUCUCUCCCAGAUAAUCUUUCUUGUAGACCGUCGUAAAAUCUCGCG
Camponotus floridanus (Florida carpenter ant) is the source of this 1744-nucleotide messenger RNA. It is a transcript of the gene Nf-YA, whose product is annotated as nuclear transcription factor Y subunit alpha. Gene Ontology annotation, molecular function: DNA-binding transcription factor activity, RNA polymerase II-specific; RNA polymerase II cis-regulatory region sequence-specific DNA binding. The record is from RefSeq and is a predicted model, not a curated record. NCBI's taxonomy places the organism in Eukaryota, Metazoa, Arthropoda, Insecta, Hymenoptera, Formicidae. Gene Ontology annotation, cellular component: CCAAT-binding factor complex. Gene Ontology annotation, biological process: regulation of transcription by RNA polymerase II. Bases 626 to 1543 code for a protein of 305 amino acids. The transcript has 8 exons.